This is a messenger RNA of Anopheles stephensi (Asian malaria mosquito), 1230 nucleotides long. RefSeq names its product pyrroline-5-carboxylate reductase (gene P5cr). The transcript has 2 exons. Gene Ontology annotation, biological process: L-proline biosynthetic process. Gene Ontology annotation, molecular function: pyrroline-5-carboxylate reductase activity. Lineage: Eukaryota; Metazoa; Arthropoda; Insecta; Diptera; Culicidae. The coding region runs from base 245 to 1096 and encodes 283 amino acids. The record is from RefSeq and is a predicted model, not a curated record.
ACUGUCAUUCGCGUUCUAUCGCAAUGGCAAUUGCAAAACCAACAAACAGUGCCAACAGAUUAGCGCACGAAACGAAUACGCGUUGAUUAGAUAACAUCGCGAGAUAGAGGAGACGUUCGUUGUUGAUGCACGGGUGCCGCGUUUGUUGAUUGUUUAUCCUCAACAUAGUUGCCCUUGAAAUCGUAGCAUUGCGUGUGGGUGAAUCGAACACUUACCUUAGCUGCCGGUACAUCAACGGGUAAAAAUGUCGGAAACGUACAGUCCACUAAAGCAAACGGUCGGAUUCAUCGGAGGCGGUAAUAUGGCCUACGCUAUUGCAUCUGGACUACUGAACAAAGGUGUCCUGAAAGCGGAACAAAUUUGUGUGUCGGCCACCAACCUAGCGAACUUGCAAAAACGUUGGUGUCCACUCGGGGUGACGCACGUUACCACCAACAACGGGGAGAUUGUGUCGAAAGCGGACACCGUGUUUAUCUGUGUAAAACCACAAAUUUUCCCCCAAAUAGUUGGUGAUAUUGAAAGCGCAGUUCUAAAGCUUCCUUCCAGUGCGGGCCGUAAGCUGUACGUCUCGAUAAUGGCUGGCGUAACGCUCGAGCGCUUGGCGAGCACGCUGCCGAUGAUAGAUGCUAAUGAUUUGGUCCGCGCGAUGCCCAACACCCCGAUGCAGGUUGGCGUCGGAUGUACGGUGUUUUGUCGUUUGUGUACCACCACCGACACGCUGUACGAAGCGUUGAAGUUCAUGUUCGGUGCGCUUGGGCUGGCGUACGAAGUGAGGGAAAGUCAAAUUAACGCCGCCACGGGGUUGGCCGGCUGUGGGCCAGCGUAUGUGUACGAAUUCAUUGAGGCGUUGGCCGAUGGAGGAGUGAAACAGGGCAUCCCGCGCGACAUGGCCCUACGGCUUGCAGCGCAGACGGUGAUGGGCGCGGCGAAAACCGUGCUGGACACGGGCAAGCAUCCUGCCGUGCUGAAGGACGAAGUAUGUUCGCCCGGUGGAGCUACGAUCCACGGUGUGCACGCGUUGGAGCAAGGAUCGAUGCGCGGCACCGUCAUGAACGCGGUGGAGCGAGCUACAAACCGAGCCGAUCAGCUUUCGUAGGCCGUAGCCGUUAUGGUGCGCUUUGUGUUGGGUCCGUAGUGGGUUAUGUGUACGUGUACGUGUUUCAUUGUUGAUAUAGUAAAAUGUGAAAUAAAACGUGUCACUGUCGUGUCGUGUUGUUAAAUGAGUUUAAA